Messenger RNA from Amblyraja radiata (thorny skate), 1401 nucleotides. RefSeq names its product mitochondrial ribosome recycling factor (gene mrrf). The transcript is spliced from 8 exons. Lineage: Eukaryota; Metazoa; Chordata; Chondrichthyes; Rajiformes; Rajidae. Gene Ontology annotation, biological process: translation. The coding region runs from base 122 to 904 and encodes 260 amino acids. The record is from RefSeq and is a predicted model, not a curated record. Gene Ontology annotation, molecular function: ribosomal large subunit binding. Gene Ontology annotation, cellular component: mitochondrion.
CCGGAACACGCUGCCUCGGGUAUGCUGGGAGAUGUAGUUCCGGUUGCCUGCACCAGACUCUCCGUUGGGCCCGGUUGCAGAGCAAGGUGGUUGGUAAUAAUUCAAAGCAGUUCCCUGCACAAUGUCGAUCACACUGAGAUGGAUGCAAAUGCUAGAACCAGGAAUCUACAGAUUUUGUGCACCUCUCCUACAAUCAGCCAUCCAGCACCAAACAGGGCAUCUCUUCCUGAACAACUGCAGGCAAUGCAAGGCCCUCUGCCUAACAUCGAGUCGACUGCUUGCCACCAAGAAGACCAAAGUGAAAACUAAAGGACAACCAGGACCCCGGGUGAACAUCAACGCUGCUUUGGUGGAGGACAUUAUCAACCUCAACGAAUUCAAACAAGAUUUGUUGGAAAUUGUCGAGAAUCUCAAAGAUGAUUACGGGAAAAAUCUAAAUAUAAGAACCUCUCCAGGUGCUUUAGAUCAUAUAACUGUUACAACUAGCGAAGGAAAAAUUCCAUUAAACCAUUUGGGACAAGUGUCCAUGAAAUCACCUCAACUCAUCUUGGUUAAUAUGACCAGUUACCCUGAGACAACGGUGGCCGUCACCCAGGCCAUAAGGGAAAGUGGAAUGAACCUGAACCCUGAAGUGGAUGGGACUCUGAUCAGGGUGCCAAUUCCUAAGGUGACCAGGGAGCACAGGGAAAAUCUCACCAAACUCGCGAAGCAGAUCACAAAUAAGUCAAAAGAAUCUCUGCGGAAACUGCGCACUAAUGCCAUUGCACAAGUAAAGAAAUCAAAGGAGUCUGUUUCUGAAGAUACAAUCAGGCUGCUGGAAAAACAGAUUCAACAGAUGGUAGAAGACAUUGCUGCCGACAUGGACAAACAUCUUGUGGCCAAAACGAAAGAGCUGCUGGGAUGACCGGAAUUGGGAAUCCUGUAUCACACCACAUUGCACGAUGAUUGUUGAAGAUACAUUGUCGCCCGAUGCAUCUGAAUGUAUUUUCUUCUUGAGUUGGCGCUGCUUAGAACUGAAGAAAAUGCAGUUGACAAUUCCAACCGAUAUGCAUCAGUAACUUCAUUCUGUGCAGCAGAAUAAUUCAAUUUAAGCAAUGUGAAUUGUCAUUUUAUCUCUUUAAUUAUGUGAGGGUUUUUUUUUCAGGCCAGCCAUCAGAAAUCGAGACUGUUAAAAUAAAUAGUUGCACUUUUUUCACAAAAUUCUCUUCCUGUAAUCCAUAAAAUACGUGGGUUGACGUAUUUCUUAAAUCAUAAAACGUAUUGGGUUGCACACACAUGCUUCCUAAAUAUUGGCAUGGAACAGGUGGCUUAGGAAAUAAACACGAACAACAUUUGACUGUAUUUAAUGCUCAGCAUGAAAAUUAUGUCCCUUUUAAAUAAAUAUUCCAGUGUUGUGAAGUA